Molecule: messenger RNA, 1963 nt
Organism: Populus trichocarpa (black cottonwood)
Lineage: Eukaryota; Viridiplantae; Streptophyta; Magnoliopsida; Malpighiales; Salicaceae
Exons: 3
Coding region: 373-1830 (485 amino acids)
Source: RefSeq, a predicted model, not a curated record
UUCAAAAAAACUACGCAGAACACCAUAACAGGAACCAUCCAAGCUUCUUCUACCUCUGCAGAAACUGUAACUCUCUUAAUAAGUCUUCUCACUCUCUCAUUGAGAUCUUCACCAUUUGGAAUUGGAACCUACCUCCCUCUUUCUUUCACUUCACCUGCACUUCCUAUAAAAACCCCACCCUCUCUCUGUAAGUUAUUAGCGUCUGCCCUGCCAAAAAGCUGCAAUCUCAUAGAAGGUGAGUUUAUGCAGCCUUUGUAGCAUUUCCCUCUUUAAAUGUCUCUUUCUCUCUUUUAGCAGUCUUUUCACAAUCUCUGUCUUCCAUCAUUUACUUCACAGUUUAAACUUAGCUUAAGCUUUUUUCAACUAAUAUCAAUGGCUUCUUCUUCUAUGAUAAGCUCUUCUUCUUCUUGUAAACAAAUACCCUUUUUGAUCGAAAGAAAACCCUUGAUGCUCAAAGAUUAUCUUCUUGAUGAUCUAAGUUCAUGCUCAUCCAAAGGCUUCAAGUCAUUUCCUCGUAGUCACUGCUGUACAACCGUCCGAUUUCUCCUCGAAGUCGACCACAAAACCAAACAGCAGCGGCAGCAAAGGCAGCUUUACAAAAGAAGUAAAUCAUCAAAAGCAGCGUCUACAACAAUAUCAGCUCUUCAAAAAGCAUCAGUUGCUGUUAUCAACGCCGUUAAACUACUCCCAUUUCCCUCCUCCAACUCCACCGUAAAGUCUCCGUCACCUUCAAGAACCAGAAAGGGGCUUUUACCUCGAUGUCUUUCACGGAAGCUGUUUAAGAAGAGCUUUUGGAGAAAAACACCUGAUCACAAUGGUCAAUGUAAAGAAAGUAAUGAGAUCAGAGGGUGGAGAUUGUUCCAUGAGUUCUUGGAGGAACAAGAUAGACAGUCUGAUCAAAUCACCAGCAGAAUUUCAACUAGUUCAAGAACCAGCAGCAACAGCAACAGUAACAGUAACGUUUGGACUACUGAGAGUGAAUCUACUGUUGGCAGUGGUAAUUCUACUACGUCAGAGAGUUGUAUAAGUGGCGCAAACGACGCCGUUUGUAAUAAUAAAGAUCUAAUCAAGGAAGUCAGCGACAGAGUAGGCGUAUCAGUCGGCCAGGAUUCCAUCACAAACAGAGAGGAGUGGCCAGAUGACACGGAGAAGGAGCAAUUCAGUCCGGUGUCAAUUCUGGAUUGUCCAUUCCAGGAUGAUGAAGAAGAGAUUAGCUCUCCUUUCCAUCGUAGUCCUAUCCGCAUGGAAGGGACUAAACAAAAGCUUAUGCAAAAGAUCAGAAGGUUAGAGAGCCUCGCUCAACUAGACCCUGUAGACUUGGAAAAACGAAUUGCGAUGGCAGAGUUGGGGGAUGAAUCUCUUGAAUCCCCAGUGCAACAUUGUUCAAUGUCUAUCAAAAGUGAUAAUAACGCCAAUUUCAGUGAAGCGAAAGAAGAAAAUGGAACAGAAAAGCAUGCACAGGAGCUGCUCAAGCAGGUCAAAUCAACUAUAGCAUCACAUAGCUUAUCAUCUAAGCUAGAUAGUCUAUUGGUAGACUUCUUCACAGAGAAAAUUGUGGAAAACAAUGCGAGUGGAAGCGUGAUCGGGUUAUAUAAAGAAUUUGAGCAGGAGCUAGGAGUAGCACAGGAUUGGAUUAACGGGCAGCCUACAGAAAUGUUUUUGGGGUGGGAGGUGGUGGAGAGCAGGCAUGCCUACCUUAAAGAUAUGGAGAAGAAUGGGAAGUGGAAAAACGUGGAUCAAGAAAAAGAAGAGUUUGCUUUGGAGUUGGAGGUUGAGGUUUUUAAUUCAUUGGUAGACGAAGCUUUACUUGAUUAUAUUCUAGCUAAUUAAUGUCAUUAGUUGACUGCUUAAAUUAAAUCCAUUUAUUAAUCAUUGGAUUACCCAAGAUUGUUUUCCUCAUUUUGAAGCAGGGCAAUUUAGCUGAAACGACUAAUAAAGCCACCUUACCCGCCGUGUUUAUUUA